Messenger RNA from Melanotaenia boesemani (Boeseman's rainbowfish), 3986 nucleotides. It is a transcript of the gene elapor2a, whose product is annotated as endosome-lysosome associated apoptosis and autophagy regulator family member 2a. The transcript is spliced from 22 exons. The record is from RefSeq and is a predicted model, not a curated record. Lineage: Eukaryota; Metazoa; Chordata; Actinopteri; Atheriniformes; Melanotaeniidae. Bases 268 to 3330 code for a protein of 1020 amino acids. Gene Ontology annotation, biological process: positive regulation of BMP signaling pathway.
AGUGUUUACUUUGAAACCCAGAACGGAAGUGCUUUUUUAUCCAUCCCGGCUUGAGGUGACGAUCCAGCCCUUGGAGCGCACACAAUCUGAGGAUAUAAUCGCAGGUGGAGGCGGACGGGAAACGAUCUGCUUGCUCCAGGCGACAGAAGCAGGUGUCAAAACGUGGCUGUGCACGCUUUAAUCUCCGGCCCAUGAUACAAACAGUUAUUCUGUAUCGAGGUUGCAGUUUCUUUUUUUUAUGUUCUCAUCUUCCCUCGAUGAUCCACAAUGCGAUCUUCGGCUUGGCUCGUCAUCCGAUGCGCUCUCGUCCUCUGCUCGCUCUGGCUGAUUGGCGGGGCCGAUGGACAGCGGCAGUGUAUUGAGACGGACUACUACUUUGAAUACACAGAAUGUGACAGCACUGGAUCUCGGUGGAGAGUGGCCAUCCCUCAGCAUCCAGGGGUCUGUACUGGACUACCAGAACCAGUUUUUGGCACAGAGUGCACCUUCUCUUGCAAAGCUGGGGAGUUCCUGGAGAUGUCUGCUCAGGAGUGCACCCAGUGCGCAGCAGGCAGCUACUCCCUUGGCAGUGGUAUCCGCUUCGACCAAUGGGAGACCAUGCCUGCUGGAUUCAAUAGCCUGGCAACCUCUCUGGGCAACGGUCCCCACAGAGAAGACACACUCACCUGCAACAGUUCUUCCUGGGUACCUCAGGGAAACUAUCUGGAGUCCAAUCGGGAUGAGUGCACCGUGUCUCUCAUCUAUGCUGUUCAUCUGAAGAAACAGGGAUCUGUCACCUUUGAGUACCAGUAUUCAGACAACAACCUGCUGUUUGAGUUCUUUAUCCAGAAUGACCAGUGUCAGGAGAUGAAUCAGUCUGACGACACAAAGUGGCUGAAACACACCAAUCAUGGCGAAUGGGCAACCCACACGGUCAACUUGAAAUCUGGCACCAACAUUUUAUACUGGAGGACAGGAGGUGUUCUCAUGGGAACCAAAGUUGUGAAGCCUGUGUUGUUGAAAAAUGUUCAAAUUGAAGGAGUUGCCUACACAUCUCAGUGUUUCCCUUGCAAGCCGGGGACAUUCAGUCAAGUCCCAGGCUCUUCCACAUGUGAACCCUGUCCUCGGGACACCUACUCUGGGCAUGGAGCCAGUUCCUGCACUCCCUGCAACACCAACACUCAGUAUGCAGCUGAGGGAUCGGCUGUGUGCAAGGAUAGACCCCCUUGUUCCAAGAAGGACUAUUUCCAGAUCCACACAGCAUGUGACCAUGAAGGCAAGACUCAGGUUAUAUACAAGUGGAUUGAGCCCAAAAUCUGUCUCGAGGAUGUUUCUGGAGCACAGACACUGCCUCCAAGUGGUGAACGUGAGCCCUGCCCCCCCUGUAACCCGGGUUUCUAUAACGAUGACAUGGCCACCUGCUCCCCUUGCCCACCUGGGACGUUCUCUGAUGGAAUGAAACCAUGUCAGCCGUGCCCAGCGGGUACAGAACCCACUUUGGGUUAUGAGUACAAAUGGUGGAAUGUUCUUCCUUCCAACAUGAAGACCUCCUGUUUCAAUGUGGGCAACUCUAAAUGUGACAGUAUGAACGGUUGGGAGGUAGCAGGUGAUCAUAUUCAGAGUGGAGCAGGAAGCUCGGAUAACGAUUACCUCAUCCUUAACAUCCAUGUUCCUGGCUUCAAGCUGCCUACCUCAGUGUCGAGCCAUUCUGUGACAGAAUUUGGUCGCAUCAAGUUUGAAUUUGAAACUUUGUGCACAGGCGAUUGCGAGCUCUACUUCAUGAUGGACGUCAACAGGAAGAGUACUACAGUAGUGGAAUCAUGGGAGAAAACAAAAACAAGACAGACCUACACACACGUCAUGACAAAAAAUGGUUCGGUUUCCUACACGUGGGCUUUUCAGAGGACAAACCAACCUUCAGAUGUACGUCGAUAUGUCAAUGACGUUGCACGAAUCUACUCCAUCACAGUGAGCAAUGCGGUGGAUGGGGUUUCUUCUGGCUGUCUGGUUUGUGCCCUCAGCACCCAGUCCUCCAGUUCUGCCUGUGUGCCAUGUCCACCUGGGCAUUACAUAGACACACUCACCAGCCAGUGCAUAGAAUGUCCAAGCAACACCUACCUCGUUCCUCAUGCCACACCGGGCUCUGAGUCCUGCAAAGCCUGCGGGCCAGCCAGCAGAAGCGACAAGGACCACAAGCUCUGUUACAGCGAUUGUCACUUCACCCACACAGAAGCCAACGUUACUUUGACUUAUGACUUCAGCCUCCUUGGGUCUGUAGGGUCGCUAAUGAAUGGACCCAGCUUUACCUCCAAAGGAACCAAGUAUUUCCACCUUUUCAAUAUCAGUUUGUGUGGAGGACAGGGUCAGUUGGCGGUAUGCACAGACAACGUUACAGACCUGUCAAUCUCUGACUCCCAGAGAGAGAAAGGUGAAGGGCCCAGUGCUGUUAAAACCUUCAUCUGUCAGUCAACAAUAAUCCCAGCUACUGGACGAGGCUUCCACACUGCACUCUCCUCGCAGUCCAUUAACCUGGCUGACACAUUCCUUGGUGCAACAGUAAAUGACAACCUUGAAGGAGUAAGGGCAAAACCAGAUAUGUUUCCCCAGACCAAUAGGAAAGUCCCUGAUGUUAACUUCUUUUACAGAUCCUUGGAAGCAACCUCGUCUUGUCCGUCUGGUCGGAGCUCCGUGGUGACGCUUCGCUGUAACCCAGAUAUGAGCGCUAAAGGAGAGAUCUCAGUUCCCAGUCAGUGCCAUGCGGGAACAUGCGAUGGCUGCACUUUUCAUUUCCUAUGGGAGAGCUCAGGGGCUUGUCCUACAUGCACAGAGAGAGACUUCCAUCAGAUAGAGGGAGUCUGCAAAGGAGGACACCAGGAUGUGGUGUACGUGUGGACCGAACCGAAGUUGUGCAUGGGAGGAGUGACGUUGCCUGAAAAGAAAACAUUGCCAUGUGAGGGUGUGGAGUUCUGGGUUCGACUUGGUGCAGGGAUGGGAGUUUUCACUGCAGUUCUUCUGGUUUCCCUCACCUGCUACUUCUGGAAGAAGAACAAACGAUGUUUGGCAUCAACAUGGUCAUUAUUUCUCCUUUUAUCAUUGGUUACUCUCUCUGUAAGGUUGGAGUACAAGUACUCCCGAUUGGUUAUGUCUGCUAAUAAGGAGUGUGAAAUGCCAGUGGCUGACAGCUGUGCUGUGAUGGAGGGAGAGAAUGAGGGAGACAUGGAGGAUGAAGUGGUGUACACAAAACCUUCUCUAUUUGGCAAACUCAAGGCCAUUGCGUCCAAGGGAAAUGGAGAGAACUACGAAAACGUGCAGCUGAACUCAUCUCAAUCAAAGGCGCUGGUGUGGAGCUAGAACUGUGGAACAGUGAGCUGCAAGGAGGGGCAAUACCAGGCUCCUCAGCACGCUUUUUACUGAGUGACCCCUUUAAGUAACCACCCUCAUUAAGAGCUUUGGUACCUGGAAAACCACCAGUGUGUACGAAAACACACACCCAAACAAAACACACGUCAAGCAUCGAGUACCAGAGUCAGAGGAGUCCUGCUAACAUGGUGGCCUUAAAGUUUGGUAAGACAGAGCCAUAGUCCUGUGAAGCGGGUGUGUGCAUAAUAGACACUUCCUGAUCAUUUUCUGACUUCAAACGAGGUCAGAAAAGGUUGUUAGAAGAGCUCAGGGUAAGACGGGGACCAACUGAGUUCCUGUGUUUUGUUUUGUUUCUAUUUAUUUCACUGUGUACUGUGUGAUAUUUCUUUGACACAAUGGCGUGUCUUGAUAUCAGGAUCAACAAAGUCUGCAUUUCUAUCUCCUGUGGAUACUUCACACAGUUUGGUUUGGUUUGGCUGUGGAAGAACUAUAUCUUGCUUUUUUUUCUUCAUUUUUUGUAAUUCUAUGUUGCACUUAAUGUAGUGAGAAGAACUGCUGAUGGCUUGAAAAAUGAACUCUCCAUAUUAUGCUGUUAUGGUUGUAGUGUUGACUGUCCAUGUGCAUCAAAUAAAUGAUGUAUUUAUGUA